Molecule: messenger RNA, 9606 nt
Organism: Cebus imitator (Panamanian white-faced capuchin)
Lineage: Eukaryota; Metazoa; Chordata; Mammalia; Primates; Cebidae
Gene: TTBK2
Product: tau tubulin kinase 2
Exons: 15
Coding region: 3264-6788 (1174 amino acids)
Biological process (GO): signal transduction; peptidyl-serine phosphorylation; cilium assembly
Cellular component (GO): cytoplasm; ciliary basal body; ciliary transition zone
Molecular function (GO): ATP binding; protein serine/threonine kinase activity
Source: RefSeq, a predicted model, not a curated record
GGAGAAAUUUACGAUGCCUUGGACAUGCUCACCAGGGAAAAUGUUGCACUGAAGGUAGAAUCAGCUCAACAACCAAAACAAGUUCUGAAAAUGGAAGUUGCUGUUUUGAAAAAGCUGCAAGUGCACCAACCUGAGUAGAACUGAUGUUUUUCUGUUUAUUCCCUUGGAUGAAAAGUAUGCCCCAGCCUGAAUUUAAUGUAUCCUGGAACUUGGAAGUGAGCAUUGACAUGGACAGAAAAUGCAUCAAGAGAAGCCUUCUAGUUCUGACUCAAGGAGGAGGAAAGGGGUCUCCUAAUGCCCAGAGAAAGCAUGGAAAUCCUACAUCUUUCUCUCUUUUUUUAUUUUCUUUAUUCUCUUAUACCCAGGCCUCAAAACAGUUCUUGAUAGUGGCUGCAGUGGCCUUAAUGGGGGCAGGCAAGAGCCUAAAAUAGAGAGAAUUCUUCCUCUCAGAUUGGAGGAGCUGUGGUCUGAAAAAAGUUGGGCAAAUCCCUAACUGCUUUUUUUCUCCCUUUGCUGUUGCCCUUGCCUGAUGUGAGCACAGUCAUGGAAAGCACUCUGCAGAGUGCUGUUAAUAAAACCCCAGAGUUCUACUGGAAGACUGGAAAAGGGGAGCCCCAGUGAAAUGAAAGAUUGUAGAAGAGGGAGGAACUUGGGAAACUGACCACCUAAAGUUGCUUGUGGACUCUUGAGCUGACCUCCAAGCUGUGCAUGCAUAGGUCUGAUCCUAAACAGCAUAUAUGGACUUUGAGAAUUGAAUUAUGGAAUAGACCACUACCUACAUCCCAAACUGGAAAUUAUGUGGGGUUACUUAUGGAACACAUUAAAUAUAACUGCAAAAGUUUUGCAAACUGAACUGUCAUUAGAAAUACAACCUACAGAAGGCUGGUCAGAACUUGAAGCAUGAACUCAACUGGGCCAAUGACUGGCUAAAGCAAAAAUACCAAUAUUCAUGGUGGGACUUGAAUAAGACCUAGAGUCUCAUGAUAUAAUAUUCAAAAUGUCUAGAAUACAACCUAGAAUCACCCUGCUUAAAAAGAAUCGGAAACAUCUGAACUCACGUAGAAAAAGAUAGAAUAUAGAUACCAAUGCCAGGAUCAUACAGAUAUUAAAAUUAUAUCAAAGAGACUUUAAAUCAGAUUAAGACUUUGCUCCAGGAAUGAGCAGGAAGACAGACAGUCUUAGCAAGGGAAUAGAAUAUAUUAAGAACAAUGAAAUGGAACAUUUAGACCCAGGAUGUGCAAUAACAGACAUAAAAAACUCAAUGUAUUCAAUAGCAGAAUGGACAUGGUAGAUGAAAGAGUCACUGAACUUGAAAACAGAUCAAUAGAAAUGAUCUAACCUGAACAACAAAGGAAAAACAUGUAAAAGAAUAAAUAGAGCCUCAGUGACCUAUGAGUAAUACCAAAACAUCUAACAUUUGUGUCAUCAGCAACCCAGAAUAAGAAGAGACUGAGUUUGAUGCAGCAAAGAUAUAUAAAGAAAUAAUGACAUACAGACUUAAAAGGAGUAAAUAAAACUGUUCCUGUUUGUGGAUGACAUGAUUUGUCAAUAUAGAAAAUCCCAAUAAUCUAUAAAAACUUCCUAAAAUAAAUGAGUUUAGCAAGCGAUACAAGAUCAGGCCACAAAAAGCAACCAUAUUUCCGUGUACUAGAAAUGAACAAUUGAGAACUGAAUUUUUUGAAAAUUUCAAUAGCUCUGAAAAAAUGAAAUAUGUAGGUUAUAAAUGCAACAAAGUAUAUGCAGGAGUUUUAUGCUGAAAACUUUAUAAAACCCUGAUUAAAGAAAUACAAGAAGAUUUAAAUAAAUGGAGAGGCAUACCAUAUUCAUGAAUUGGAAGGUUCACUAUAGUAAAGAUAUUGAUUCUCCCCAAAUUGAUUUAUAGAUUUAAUGAAAUAAUAAUAAAAAUCCCAGUAGUACUUUUUGUAGUUAUAGAGAAGCUGAUUCUGAAGUUAAUAUUGAAAGGCAAAGGACCUAGAGUAGCAAAAACGAUGUUGGAAAAGAAGAAUAAUGUUGGAAAAAAAUUAAACUACAUAGAGAAUAGACUUUAAAUGUUCUUCUCAUUAGAAAUGUUGUGUUUGUGAGGCAUGCUGUUAGUUUGAUUGAGCCAUUCCACAGCGUAUACAUGUCUUCAAAGCAUCAUGUUUAUACAAUAAAUAUAUAUAAUUUCAGUCAAUUAAAAAAUGCAUAGUGAGAUCACCAUCUCUACAAACUAAUUUAAAAAAAAAAAAAAAAGGCUCAACGUGGUGGUACAUGCCUAUAGUCCUCUGCUGUUUGGGAGGCUGAAAUGGGAGGAUUGCCAGAGUCCAGGAGUUUGAGUGCACUAUGAUUGUGCCACAGUACUACAACCUAGGUGACAGAGUGAGAUCCUGUCUAAAAAUAUAAAAUAUAAGCAAAAAAAAAGAAAAAUCAAACUAUAUGAUUUUAAAACUUAGUACAGAACUAGGAUAAUCAAGACAGUGGUAUUGGCAAAGGCAUAGACAUAUAGAUCAAAUGAAAUAAAAUAGUUUUUGGACAUAGGCUAACCCAUACAAAGAAGGCCAAUAAUAAUCUACAAAGUUGCAAAGGCAAUUCAGUGGAAAAUGAACAGUCUUGGUGUUGGAACUAUUGGGCAUCCUUAUAAAAAAAUAAUGAACCUCUGCCUAAACCACACACAUACAAAAAUUUACUUAAGGUGUAUCACUCAUCUGAAUGUGAGAGAUAAAGCUGUAAAACUUUUAGAAGAAAACAUGGAGAAGAUCUUUGUAACUUGAGUUUAGGCAAGAAGCUUGUCAGAUGACAACAAAAGCAUGAUUCAUAAAAUAAAAAGAUUGAUAAUUUGGAUUUCAUUAGGUUAAAAACUUUGCUUGCAAAAGACAUUAUGAAGAAAAUGAAAGACAAGUUACAAGGUGGAAGAAAAAUAUUUGCAAAUCACCUGUAAAGGACUUAUUUUCAGAAUGCAUAAAGCGCUCUGAAAACUCAACAAUAAGAUAACAGUUUAAUUAAAAAUAUUUAAUAAGCUUUUACAGGUACUUAAAAGAAGAAAUAGAGUGUAAAAUGAGUUCAUGAGAUGUUUAACAUAACUAAACAUUAGGAGAAUGCACAGUGAGAUACCACUGCACACCAUUAGAAUGGCUUAAACUGUGCUGACUGACUGGCUGCUGAUUGGGGCUCCCUUGAUCCCCCCCUCCGCCUUGGGUUUGAUUAAUGUGCUAGAAUGACUCACAGAACUCAGGGAAACAUGUUUACAUAUUGCAAAGGAUACAGAUGAACAGCUGGAUGAAGAGAUGGAUAAGGGGAAAGACCAUGUUUGUAGAUUUAUUGGCUGUGGGAGGAAUGAUCGAUUCAACUAUGUGGUCAUGCAGCUGCAGGGUCGUAAUCUGGCAGAUCUUCGCCGUAGUCAGUCCCGAGGCACAUUCACCAUCAGUACUACUCUCCGGCUGGGUAGACAGAUUUUGGAGUCUAUAGAAAGCAUUCAUUCUGUGGGUUUCUUGCACCGAGACAUCAAACCGUCGAACUUCGCUAUGGGUCGCUUUCCUAGUACAUGUAGGAAAUGUUACAUGCUUGAUUUUGGCUUGGCUCGACAAUUUACCAAUUCCUGUGGUGACGUCAGACCACCUCGAGCUGUGGCAGGGUUUCGAGGGACAGUUCGUUAUGCAUCAAUCAACGCUCAUCGGAACAGGGAAAUGGGAAGACAUGAUGACCUUUGGUCCUUAUUCUACAUGUUGGUGGAAUUUGUGGUUGGUCAGCUGCCUUGGAGAAAAAUAAAGGAUAAGGAGCAAGUAGGCUCUAUUAAGGAGAGAUAUGACCACAGGCUCAUGUUGAAACAUCUCCCUCCAGAAUUCAGCAUCUUUCUAGACCAUAUCUCUUCUUUGGAUUAUUUUACAAAACCAGACUACCAGCUUCUUACAUCCGUGUUUGACAAUAGCAUCAAGACUUUUGGAGUAAUUGAGAGUGAUCCUUUUGACUGGGAGAAGACUGGAACUGAUGGCUCCCUAACAACCAUCACUACUUCUACCACCCCUCAGUUGCACACUCGCUUGACCCCUGCUGCAAUUGGAAUUGCCAAUGCCACUCCCAUCCCAGGAGACUUGCUUCGAGAAAAUACAGAUGAGGUAUUUCCAGAUGAACAGCUUAGUGAUGGAGAAAAUGGCAUCCCUGUUUGUGUGUCACCAGAUAAAUUGCCUGGAUCUCUGGGACAGCCUCGUCCCCAGGAGAAGGAUGUUUGGGAAGAGAUGGAUGCCAACAAAAACAAGAUAAAGCUUGGAAUUUGUAAGGCUGCUACUGAAGAGGAGAACAGCCAUGGCCAAGCAAAUGGUCUUCUCAAUGCUCCUAGCCUUGGGUCACCAAUUCGUGUCCGCUCAGAGAUUACUCAGCCAGACAGAGAUAUUCCAUUGGUGCGAAAGUUACGUUCCAUCCACAGCUUUGAGCUGGAAAAACGUCUGACCCUGGAGCCAAAGCCAGACACUGACAAGUUCCUUGAGACCUGCCUGGAGAAAAUGCAGAAAGAUACCAGUGCAGGAAAAGAAUCUAUUCUCCCUGCGCUGCUUCAUAAGCCUUGCAUUCCUGCUGUGUCCCGUACUGACCAUAUCUGGCACUAUGAUGAAGAAUAUCUUCCAGAUGCCUCCAAGCCUGCUUCUGCCAACACCCCUGAGCAGGGAGAUGGUGGUGGCAGCAAUGGAUUUAUAGCGGUUAACCUGAGCUCUUGCAAGCAGGAGAUUGAUUCCAAAGAAUGGGUGAUUGUGGACAAGGAGCAGGACCUUCAAGAUUUUAGGACAAAUGAGGUUGUAGGACAUAAAACAACUGGAAGUCCUUCUGAUGAGGAGCCUGAAGUGCUUCAAGUCUUGGAGGCAUCACCUCAAGAUGAAAAGCUCCAAUUAGGUCCUUGGGCAGAAAAUGAUCAUUUAAAGAAGGAAACCUCAGGUGUGGUCUUAGCACUUUCUGCAGAGGGUCCUCCCACUGCUGCUUUGGAACAAUAUACAGAUAGACUGGAACUCCAGCCUGGAGCUGCUAGUCAGUUUAUUGCAGCGACACCCACAAGUCUAAUGGAGGCGCAGGCAGAAGGACCCCUUACAGCGAUUACAAUUCCUAGACCUUCUGUGGCAUCUACGCAGUCAACUUCAGGAAGCUUUCACUAUGGUCAGCAGCCAGAGAAGAAAGAUCUUCAGCCCAUGGAGCCCACUGUGGAACUUUACUCUCCAAGGGAAAACUUCUCUGGCUUGGUUGUGACAGAGGGUGAACCUCCUAGUGGAGGAAGCAGAACAGAUUUGGGGCUUCAGAUAGAUCACGUUGGUCAUGACAUGUUACCCAACUUUAGAGAAAGUAACCAAUCUCAAGAUCUGGGACCAAAAGAACUUCCUGAUCAUAACAGACUGGUUGUGGGAGAAUUUGAAAAUCUCCCUGGGGAAAAUGAAGAGAAAAGCAUCCUUUUAGAGUCAGAUAAUGAAGAUGAGAAGUUAAGUAGAGGGCAGCAUUGUGUUGAGCUCUCCUCUCUCCCAGAUUUGUUAAUGGUGGAAAAGGAUCACUCAGCUACUACUGAACCUCUUGAUGUGACAAAAACACAGAAUUUUAGUGUGGUGCCAAAUCAAGACAAAAAUAAGGAGGUAAUGAAGCUUCUGACAGUUGGAACUUCAGAAAUUUCUCCCAGAGACAUUGACCCACAUGUUGAAGGUCAGAUAGGCCAGGUGGCAGAAAUGCAAAAAAGUAAGAUAUCUAAGGAUGAUGACAUCAUGAGUGAAGACUUGCCAGGUCAUCAAGGAGACCUCUCUACUUUUUUGCACCAAGAGGGUAAGAGAGAGAAAAUUGCCCCUAGAAAUGGAGAACUGUUUCAUUGUGUUUCAGAGAAUGAACAUGGCGCCCCAACCCGGAAGGAUAUGGUUAGGUCAUCCUUUGUAACUAGACACAGCCGAAUCCCUGUUUUAGCACAAGAGAUAGACUCAACUUUGGAAUCAUCCUUUCCAGUCUCUGCAAAAGAAAAGCUCCUCCAAAAGAAAGCUUAUCAGCCAGACCUAGUCAAGCUUCUGGUGGAAAAAAGACAAUUCAAGUCCUUCCUUGGCGACCUCUCAAGUGCCUCUGAUAAAUUGCUAGAAGAGAAACUAGCUACUGUUCCUGCUUCCUUUUGUGAGGAGGAAGUUCUCACUCCCUUUUCAAGACUGACAGUAGAUUCUCACCUGAGUAGGUCAGCUGAAGAUAGCUUUCUGUCACCUAUCAUCUCCCAGUCUAGAAAGAGCAAAAUUCCAAGGCCAGUUUCAUGGGUCAACACAGAUCAAGUCAAUAGCUCAACUUCAUCUCAGUUCUUUCCUCGGCCACCACCAGGAAAGCCACCCACGAGGCCUGGAGUAGAAGCCAGGUUACGCAGAUAUAAAGUCCUAGGGAGUAGUAACUCUGACUCAGACCUUUUCUCCCGCCUGGCCCAAAUUCUUCAAAAUGGAUCUCAGAAACCCCGGAGCACUACUCAGUGCAAGAGUCCAGGAUCUCCUCACAACCCCAAAACACCACCCAAGAGUCCAGUUGUCCCUCGCAGGAGUCCCAGUGCCUCUCCUCGAAGCUCAUCCUUGCCUCGCACGUCUAGUUCCUCACCAUCUAGGGCUGGACGGCCCCACCAUGACCAGAGGAGUUCAUCCCCACAUCUGGGGAGAAGCAAGUCACCUCCCAGCCACUCAGGAUCUUCAUCCUCCAGGAGGUCCUGCCAACAGGAGCAUUGCAAACCCAGCAAGAAUGGCCUGAAAGGAUCUGGCAGCCUCCACCACCACUCAGCCAACACUAAAACCACCCCAGGGAAGAGUAAGCCAGCCAGUAAACUCAGCAGAUAGGAGCCAGGCUGCAUCUCUUUGAAAGGUGUGAGAUCUUCCUCCUAACCCUGAUGCAUGUGUGUCCCUGUACUGUCUGUUUAAAAAAAUCAGUGUUGAUCUUCUCUUGCAAAAGAAAGUAACAUGAUCAUUAUUUAUAAGAAGACAUAAAUACAUGAUAAGGAAUUACCUAAGGCAGGCAGCAAGCAGAUCAGGAAUCAAUGUCUUUGUACAAAAAAUAGAGCAAAAAUCCAAGGGGGAGAAACUCAUUAAUAUGAGCUCUCAUUUUUAAGCUGCCUUUGAAACAAAAGAGUUGAGGACAGGAGACAGAAUGGAAUUUUAGGGAGUUUGCCUAAUUUAUUUAAGCUUCACCUCAAAGAUUAAAUAGCAAAAGUGAAACUUCUUGUUUGAUAUUUUCAUUCAAAACUUUCCCACCCUGCAGAGUCAUUGAUCAGAUACUGUAUUAUGUAAGAAGUCUGUUGCCAGGGAGCCAGUACCGUAUAUUUGGCAUGUGUGUUUAUUUUGUGUAUUGAGAAUGAGCACCUUUACUUUGCCUCAUUUCUAGUACCCUCCCUGGACUUCAGAUUUUUUUUAAGUUUAGUAUGUCUUAUUUGAUUCAGUCUUUCUGCUUUUAUUUUAUGGUCCUAAUUGUACUUUCAAAUCCAAUUACUUUUUUUUAGUUCCCUGAUUUUUUUUUUAGAGCAACAGUUCUUAACUUACUAUGUUUUUAUUAUGAAAAAUAAGAAACUUAGGUAAAGGAAAGAAAAGUCUAACUAGAGCUACUUUGCAGGAUUUAGUGUUUAGGGAGAGAAAGAAAAUGUGGGGGAAUAGCCUUCAAGAUAGAAGAACCCCCUUCCUCCCUGUUAAGUGUCCUCCUUUAGAAACUUGAGUAGAAAGAAAACUGACCAGAGUAGACUGCUUCCUUAAGUCUUCUGAGUUCCAGCUGUUUCUAAUAUCAGCCUCCAAGAUGAUACUAGGGAAGCACAAUGCUUUGGAAUAUGACUUGAGAUUUAGAAAUAAAUUAGAUGUAUUACCGAGGCUUAGAAUCCUCAAACUUUGUAUUUUAUACAUUUAGCCAAUAAGGAAUUAAUAUCUGGGGAAAUAAAUUUAGGCUAAAUAUUUCUCUUUUAAUGUUUUAUUACCUGCUUCUCCUGUGUUUUAGUUCAAUAUUUGGGCUUCUUGGCCUGAUUUUCAUAUAAUCUCAAUUUAUGAAGCUGUAAAGACGAAGAUACUUGUUCUAAUCUCACUCUUCUAACAGGAAUCAGGCAAAAUGAAAGUAUACCAGACAUUUUAAAUGGGCUCUUUUAUACUCUCUAGGUGUUUUGUGUUGUAAAAGGUCAGGUAAAUUGGUCUGCUUGUUGUUGAAAUUUGCCUUCUAGCAAACAUCUGUGCUUUGUUUGACCUUGUAUUUGCUGCCAAACCCGAUAUGGUUGAAUUGGGAAACAAACAAAAAAAGAAAUACAUUUCCUCCCCCAAGUGAACAUCUUCUAAUGCUGCAUCAAAGCUGCCCUGAAGCUGCACUGAACUUCUCUUGUUCUCUUUAUCUGUGUUGAGCUUUUUAAAAAAACAAACUCAAAACACUACUGAGGCAUAUAACGUCUCUUAAAAGAAAUGUAGCAUAGUGUGGAAUCUUAAUUUCUCUCCAGUUUCAAACACUACAGAGGGAUGCAAUAGAUAAGACAUAUUUGCUGUUUAUCUGAAGCAACUGUAAUAUUGGAAGACCAAUCCUUCUGUAUUAUAUUGUAUAAUAGUUGCUGUAACACUACUUGCAUGUCUUCAUGAUAAAUUAUAUAAAUAUUUAUAAAUAUAUAGAGAGACAUAUGCUUAUAUAGACUCAUUCUUUCUCAUUCUCCAUUUGUAAUUUAAAGAUCACAGAUGCUGAAAUUCCUUUUCUAUUGUGUGCCUCAUGUACACUUGGGCCUUGCCUAUCUUCAUUUUCUGAAAAUAUGUUCUUGGCAUGUGACACCUCAGAGUCUUCUUGCCUUCCCUAUGUACAAUCCAAGGAUUGGCAGUCUUUAACAAGCCAAGAUAGGUUAUUUAAUUUUCAUUUUAAAAAUAUUUUGUAAUAGGGAAAAAAUUAUGGGGACAUGCUUGUGUACUGGUUCAAAGAUUUGUCAUGUUAAUCACAUAUUUCUCUCCUUAUAGUAAGAGUGGAUAAACUGGAUGAUAAUGAUGAGUCUGACAGAUUUUUAAAACAUCUCUUAAACAUUGCCAUUCUUUGCUUAUAUCCAUUACUGGAGAUAGUAAAAAAAAAAAAAAAAAAAAUUGCCAUUCUACUUUGCUCUUUUCAUCUCACAUUUUUGGCAGGAGGGUUGGAGGAUAAUGAAGAAAUUAUACUUUUUCUGUUGCAUUAGCAAAAUUGUGCUAAAAGUAGCUAGCUUUAAAUCCCAACCCCUUUAGUCAGAAAUAUGGUAGAAGUAAUCAUUGGAAAAGCUGAUGAGGCUAUGACUGUGGUACAUGUAUGUGAUUUUAUUUCUUAUUGGCAUUUCUCUGCUGGCAGUUGAAACUGACAGUGAGAAUGUGGCAACUGAAUUUUUUCUCUCUUUCUUGAUUCCUUCCAUUUUUUCCCAACCUUUCCAGUGUGUUGCCCCCUUUUCUAAAUGGUGUGGACAAACUCAUCAGGAUCCAGAGAUAAACAGUCUCAUCAUGCAAGAAUAUUUUAUACUGCAUGUAGAGCAAAGAGUUAACCAAAGAUGUUUCUGCUCUGAUACUUUCAAAAGAAAACAGACUAAUUAUAUCAUAGGUAGUAUCAAUAGGCCUGCUUAUAAGUACUGUCCUAUGUAGAGAUUUACUUUUUGGUUUUUACAAGCAUAGUUUGUGCUUUUAGAUGUUAGAUGUCUCU